CAGAUGGCGGCUGCGGUCGCCUUUAUUCACAGCAAGAACAUCGUGCACUUUGAUUUGAAGCCCGCAAACUUUCUCAUGUUUGAAAACAAGCAGAAAAUCAAGCUAUCCGACUUCGGGCUGGCGAGAGAGGUGGAGCAGGAUAAAUCCCAUAUCAGCAGGUUCGGGCAGUGUGGAACGAUAUUAUACAUGGCGCCCGAGUAUUCAUUGCAAAAGUAUCGUACUAGUAGUAAUCUUCGCAUUACAAAUUGGCUCGGCAUGACAAAUGGAAUUUGUGAUGCUGUUUUGCCUUGGGAUGGGGAUUUGUAAUGCAUGACUGCGAAGAUCACUACGAGUACGAUACUUUUGCACAGGAUACCGAGGCUUUUCAUCAAGGAGAGCAAUACGAAGCAAGCAUGAAAAUGAAGCCGGAAACGGAUAUUUGGUAUCAAAUGUAAAAAUGUCUGGGUCUGGAAGAAUGCAUGUUUGUCAUGCUUUUCUGGCAUGACUCUUAAAUCUGUCAUGCAAGUUACCCAAGAGCUCCAUUUUUCUGUGAUGCAGAAACGCAGUUUGUCAUGCAGAAUAGGCAACACCUAGAAGCUCAGAAACUUGUGAUGCUGAGCCAGCACUUGUUGCCUCCUCAUGAUACGCCACCCAGCAUCACAAGUUUCCAGACCCAGACAUUUUUUGAUUUGAUAUUUGGUCGCUUGGGAUUAUUCUCUACGCGAUGAUCUACGAAAAGCCGCCG
Amoebophrya sp. A120 is the source of this 724-nucleotide messenger RNA. The record is from the annotation of a GenBank genome assembly. NCBI's taxonomy places the organism in Eukaryota, Dinophyceae, Syndiniales, Amoebophryaceae.